AUUUACACAUCUCAUAUAAUUCUAUUCUCCCGUCUAAUAUCCUCAAACCUAACAAAAUCUUCUACAACACCUGAAAAAAAGAAACAAUCGAAACAUCAAGAAUGGACUCAAACACAAACACCACCACGGGCCCAACCGCCGGAUACGAUAACAACGUCGACCAGAAUUUCGGCGAGACGGGGAAGAAGGAGGGAGUCAUGAGUAAAAUCAAGGAUAAGUUGAUGCCGAGCGGGCCGGGGGAGACUGAUACUUCGGGUAUUGAUGCGAGGAAUGCGGCUAGUCAUGUACAUCAUGCGAGCCAUGGGGGACAGGAGAGGCAUGAUCAGGCGAAUUCGGAUUUGAAUCGGGAGUAGAGGGUUUUGAGGCUGAGAAGAAGUGGUUUGAGGGGGUUGGAGAAGAGGAUACCCAUACUGUACGACGAGAGAUACA
Messenger RNA from Mollisia scopiformis, 429 nucleotides. RefSeq lists its product as uncharacterized. The transcript is spliced from 3 exons. NCBI's taxonomy places the organism in Eukaryota, Fungi, Ascomycota, Leotiomycetes, Helotiales, Mollisiaceae. The coding region runs from base 102 to 353 and encodes 83 amino acids. The record is from RefSeq and is a predicted model, not a curated record.